Molecule: messenger RNA, 921 nt
Organism: Macrosteles quadrilineatus (aster leafhopper)
Lineage: Eukaryota; Metazoa; Arthropoda; Insecta; Hemiptera; Cicadellidae
Product: thioredoxin domain-containing protein 9
Exons: 4
Coding region: 166-828 (220 amino acids)
Biological process (GO): microtubule cytoskeleton organization
Cellular component (GO): cytoplasm
Source: RefSeq, a predicted model, not a curated record
ACUGUCAGUCAAGUGUUAGUGAAUUCAUUCAACAAUAUAGGGAUAGUGCGGUAUGCCUAUAUAAAUUACAGUAUUUUAACUUAAAAGCACCCUUAAGUUUCAAUAAAUUACUCAAUUGCUACUGACUUCAAAGAAAAAUUAAACUGUUUUUCAAAGGUAAUUGACAUGCAAGCUGUAGAAAAAGUGCUGCAGGACCAGGUAUUGAGGGUCGCACAAACUGUUGAACAACAGUUGGAUGCAGAACUUCAAAAGCUUGAUGAACUUGACUCUGAUGGGAUUGAGAAAUUGAGACAAGAUAGAUUGGAGCAGUUGAAAAAAGAGGCCAAACAAAAGCAACACUGGUUGUCAAUUGGUCAUGGAGAAUAUGAAGAACUCACAGAAGAGAAAGAGUUUUUUGCUGUAACCAAGAAGUCUCCUGAUACCAUAGUACACUUUUUCAAGCAUAGCACUCCUCGUUGCAAAAUUGUUGACUUCCAUUUCAACAUUUUGUGUAAAAAACAUUUAGAGACAAGAUUUUGCAGGUUGGAUGUUGAGCGAGCUCCAUUCCUGACAGAGAGAUUGAAAAUCAAAAUGAUUCCUACCAUAGUUGUGCUGAAAGACAGUGACUUCAAGGACACCAUCGUUGGUUUUACCGAUCUCGGAAACUGCGACGACUUCUCAACCGAAAUCCUAGAAUGGCGGCUGGCUCAGUCAGGGGCUAUCAACUACUCUGGUGACCUACUUCACCCACCUGAUAAGAAGAAGCGAUCAGACAAACAGGUGUUUGUUCACAAGAAGCACACAAUCCGUGGCAAAGAAGAUGAUGACUCAGAUGAUGACUUUGAAUAACAGAUAUUUGAUAUUGUUUCAUGUUUGCUUUUAACAAAUUUUUUUUAGUUUACUAACUUAUCUUUUGUACUAAUAAAAUUGUCUUUAACUAAA